Tupaia belangeri chinensis (Chinese tree shrew) is the source of this 481-nucleotide messenger RNA. RefSeq names its product cilia- and flagella-associated protein 47-like. The transcript is spliced from 4 exons. Bases 1 to 417 code for a protein of 138 amino acids. Gene Ontology annotation, cellular component: cilium. Gene Ontology annotation, biological process: cilium assembly; sperm axoneme assembly. Lineage: Eukaryota; Metazoa; Chordata; Mammalia; Scandentia; Tupaiidae. The record is from RefSeq and is a predicted model, not a curated record.
AUGAAUGUGAUCUGGGUCAGUACCAUUCCCGUGAACAACGUUCCUUCAGAACCUGUUGGAGAAUUAAUAUAUGUUUUUGAAGGAAAAGGUUUGAUCCCCUUGCCUUCCUGUUUCAUUCCAACAAAUUCUCAAACUCCAACUGACUACAAUACUACUCCAGAUGAAGGGUAUAAUAAGAAAAAUUCAGUUCUGUAUUUGAAAUGCGGCCUUGGUCAAAUCCUGAAUGUGGACCUUAAAGUGCCCCUGACUAAUGAAGCCAAGGAAAAGGCUUUGGCUUUUGCAGCACAGCAGCAGAUGUCGGCUGUAGAGUACCAGCGAAGGUCGAUCACUGGCACUCUGGAGAGCAGUAGUGUCCGCGUGGCUGUUGCCCUCCUGGGGCUGACCAAGAUCGAAUCUCUGAUGCUCUUUAAUAGCUAAUUGUUGAAGAAGCCCAAUUUCGUUUUAUACAUGUCAGAACUGAGCCUGCCAGAAUAUUUCCAUA